Messenger RNA from Paramecium pentaurelia, 482 nucleotides. Lineage: Eukaryota; Ciliophora; Oligohymenophorea; Peniculida; Parameciidae. The record is from the annotation of a GenBank genome assembly.
AAUGCCCAAACCAAUAUAAUAGUUUGUUCAAUUUGGACCAGUUUAAUUACCAUAUUCUCAGCUAUUCAUUUUAAGAAGGCAUGUAUUUGCUACAGUAAAUUUAAAACCAGUGGCACCAGGUUUAUAUUGAUAAAUCAUCAAAGGUCAUGUAUUAGUUUGUUCAAGAAGACCUGUAAAAAGGCUAUAUGAUAUGACAGAAGUAGAAACUGUAGAAUUUUGGAUAACUGUCCAAGAAGUUACAAAAGUGAUGUCUGAUAUUUACAAAGUAUUAAUCUGAUCAAUUUAGACAAAUUGCCAUGUAUCAAUUUAAGAUGGGAUACAUGCUGGGUAAACAAUACCAAGUGUUCAUUGCCAUAUUAUACCUUAUUCAGGAAAGAUUUUGAUUUCUCAAGCAGAAAAUUUAAAAACAGAAAGAAGUGAAGAAGACAUGAAUCAAGAAGCAUAAAAAUUAAGAGCUCACUUUGAAUAGAGUUUAUUGUGAU